GUCGAUGCGAAUCGCCCUUGCAUUGCAGCGAGGACUCGGCGAGAGCUGUUAAAGUCUCCAAAUUGGAAAUAGCCAUGGUCCUGUGGAUGCCGCUCCGAAGGGGAAACUGUCCCAACCUAGGAGACCGUUUCGUAUUUCCGGGGAACGAUUCCGCUGAAUCCGAGCUGGAGGACUGUUCAUGCUCUCGUUUUUGGACCAUGCAUGCGUAAGGUUACCAAUCUCAAGGGACGUAUAUAGGAGGGUGUACCAACAGAACGAGGCGGCCUGCAGAUGCCUCCCUUAUUCCUCGACUUCUCACCGCUGUUGUCUCGGUUCGCGUUACUGCAUCCUCUCAUUAUUCAUACUGGUCCAUUUCUCACGCAUGUCUAGUGGCGUGAAGUAUCCGGACCUGUCCACCCCACUCAACUGCAUACCUUGUCUACAUGCAGGAUGACUGGCCUGGUCUACACUGAGAUCACUUCUGGGGGUCCAAUUCCUCUUGAGACUACGAUCAUCUACGAGGCAACUGUAACCUGCAGCACGACUGGGGACAGCUAUUCAAGUGUAGCUGAUGUCUUCAACUAUCAGGUGGUAAGGGAUUGGUCCUGCUGGCUCGAUUCUUCACCCGGCAACCGUGCCCGAAGAUGUAUAGAGGGCGCAGAAGAGGAUUAUCAAUCUCAAGAGAAGCUCAAACGAAUUCGCACAUACGAUUCCUUUACCCUGAGAACUCAAGAGGGGGUUAUUAGCAGCAAGAACAAUGGCAUUCAACUGGAAAUCCAACAGAUUGGCAAGCAGUCAGGCCUCGGCACUCGCAACGAAGCUAUUCAACAGCUCGAGAAGAUGCUGUCUGGAGAGAAAUACUACAGUGCCAUUACACGGGAGAUUCUAGCUCAACUAAGUCAGAGAGACCAGGUUCUGCUGUCAUGUACGACCGUGGUUGUUGGGGAAAACUUCGCUGACCUGGCCAAGUGCCAGAAGCCUGAAAACUGGGCAGAAGAAGAGCGGGUCGGCUUCUGUCUUAAGUUCUCUGCUUUCGAGCGCGGAAGGCGUAUGGAGGACAUUCUUCGUCAAUGGGUGGAACUUUCUGAGGUUCGUCAUCGGAUUCUACAAAAUGCCGUAUAGUGCUAAUUGACUGAUCUCAGGUUCUUCUUGACAAGAUCGAGGCAUGGCAGCAACCGGAGGCCUGCUGUACGAAAGUAUGGAAGGCGGGCUGUGACUCUGACAACUAUUCGCACAUUCUAAAGGUUAUAGCCCACAGCCAUGAACAUCGCCUGGGUGAGUCAAUGAAGUUGCAUCGGAAAAGUGGUCUCGAUCUAUCACCUGGUUGUCACUGGUGAGUUUUGAGGUGAUGUUGAACUUUCUGGAGCUGGAUUAGCGACCGAGUCUUCUGAUGUAUGAUAGUUCUAAGUUAUAUGUAAUAUUACCACCGUAGUGCUCUUGGCUUUUUGGUUAGGUGACAGUGUGGUGUUUCCUCAAGUUCUUUCACAGAUAUAAUAUUCCGUUC
Cadophora gregata is the source of this 1483-nucleotide messenger RNA. RefSeq lists its product as uncharacterized. The record is from RefSeq and is a predicted model, not a curated record. The transcript has 2 exons. NCBI's taxonomy places the organism in Eukaryota, Fungi, Ascomycota, Leotiomycetes, Helotiales, Ploettnerulaceae. The coding region runs from base 430 to 1101 and encodes 223 amino acids.